GUGGUGGUGUCGCUGUCCCCGGUGGUGGUGUCUCCUCCUGUGUGCUGUGUUUUCCCCCUUUGGUUUAUUUUGAGUGUUUUGUCGCCGUGUGUGUGUGAGUGUUCACGUGUGACUGGGGUGAUCCUUCCCUGAAAACCCACACCCCUUGACCCUGUGCCUCCACUGAAUCUCUUUCAGAAAUGUACCCAGUGAUCUUGGUGGGACUUGCAGUGCUACUCUGUUCUUCACCCUUGACAAAUGGAGGGAAAGUCUUGGUGUUUCCCUUUGAUGGAAGCCACUGGCUUAACAUGAAAGCCCUCGUUGAGGAGCUUGACUCCAGAGGCCAUGAAAUCACAGUGAUACGGCCAUCAGACAGCUGGUACAUCAAGCCAGAGUCCCCUCACUACAAGUCCAUCACUAUAAAUUCCUCUGCUGGUUUUGCUGAAGAACGCUUUGGGUCAUUUGCAAUCACAUUGAUGAACAUGCAGCGGGAAGGUGCUUCACUUUGGACUCGUUUAUCGCUGGAGUUUGAAAUAUUGGCACAGUUCUAUCAGUUGCAUGAGCAGGUGAUUCGGAUGAUGCGGGAGAUAUUUGAGAAUAAAAAGCUGAUGCAGAGCCUGCGUGAUGCCAAAUAUGAUUUGGUUCUAACAGACCCUGUGAUUGGUGCAGGGGUGCUUCUGGGUCACCGUUUGGGUCUUCCACUUGUCUUAAAUGUGAGGUGGACUGUUCAUGGUGAGGGACAUCAUACAAUUGCUCCUUCUCCACUGGCAUAUGUCCCAAUAGCCAUGUCUCAGCUGACUGACAAGAUGACAUUUCUCCAGCGGGUCAAAAACUUACUUUGCUAUGUCUUCACACUGUUUCAAAUUUGGUAUGUCACAGACCCGAAUUACAAACCGUUUGUACAUCAUUACUUUGGAAAUGAUGUACAUUACAUGGAGCUGUUUCAGGCAGCAGACAUCUGGCUGAUGAGAAAUGAUUUUACUUUUGAGUUUCCACGUCCCACAAUGCCAAACAUCAUCUACAUGUCAGGAUUUCAGUGCAAACCCUCCAAGCCACUGUCUAAAGAACUAGAGGACUUUGUCCAGAGCUCUGGUGAACAUGGGGUCAUCGUUAUGACAUUGGGAACCCUGGUAGCAAAACUUCCUGAGGACAUCACUGAGGACAUUGCAGCUGCUUUCGCCCAACUUCCUCAAAAGGUGAUCUGGAGACACAAAGGCAAAAGACCAUCCACCCUCGGCAACAACACCUUACUCUUGGACUGGCUGCCUCAAAACGACCUCCUGGGCCACCCCAAGACUAGAGUGUUUGUGGCCCACGGAGGCACCAAUGGAAUACAGGAGGCCAUCUACCAUGGUGUCCCCCUGGUCGGCCUUCCCCUCAUGUUCGACCAGCAUGACAACUUCUUCAGGAUGAAAGUAAGAGGUGUGGCCAAAAACCUGGACAUUGCAACUGUGAACAAAGAUAACUUCCUGGAGGCACUGAAGGAGGUACUCUAUGACCCAAGCUACAGACAGAAGAUGAAGGCGCUCUCCAACCUGCAGAGAGACCAGCCCAUGAAACCACUGGACCGGGCCAUGUUCUGGAUUGAGUUUGUUAUGAGGCACAAAGGAGCGGCACAUCUAAGGACGGAGUCUUACAAGAUGUCAAUGAUCCAGUACCACUCAAUUGAUGUGGUGGUGUUUUUGCUGGCAGUUAUUUUGCUAGUAUUUACUGUUUUUGUUUCUGCAGUAAAGUUUUUUUUGGGAAAAGUGUUUUUUAAAAACAAAGUCAAAAAAGAAUGAUCAAUGCGCAGCAGGAUACUGGUGUCACAUUCUCUGGAUCCUGAUUUAUUGUAAAAUAAUAACAAAACAAUAGCACUAAAAUUAAACAGUAAACUGUUUUGUUAGUAUACUGAGCAGGUUACAACAUUCAUACACUGGUAAAUUGUAAAGAGGUCAUGUUUCUGUUCUGUUCAUAGGGGUAUUUUUUUUAUUCUCAUAAACUACUGCACUUAUUUGAAUGCAAUGAAAUAAGAUAUCUAUCACUAGGGCUGGGCCAUUAUUCAAUAUUACGUAUGACUUUAGUAAUAAUAUGAUGUUGUCAUGUUAUUGUUUCACAAAUUUGUUUUCCAAAUAAUCAUUUUGAGCAGGCUGUAAAUAAAAACUCAAAAGAGAUAUGCAAAACUUUACUUUUGCAUACAUUUAAGGAUUUCAUAAAUGCAUUAUCAUGUGCCACCAGUUUGUAAAUAUAUAAUGAAAGACUUCUUUGUUUACUGUAAGGCCAUUAAGGUACAAUGACUAGAACAUUUUGUGUAAGUGAUUAAUCAUGGGUAUUCUCUGUUAGUACUGUUCUGUUUCUUGAAGCAGGUUAAAAAAAUUCAUAGAUCAUUUCUAUCAUUCUCUGACUUGAAAACAAUUAUUCAUGCAUUUAUUUCCUAAAGAAAAAUACUAUUGGAUUUCACUUUAUCCCUGCGUAAACAAUAAAGCAUUGUCACCCAUUCAAAUUAUACAAAAUGCUGCAGCCAGGCUGUUAACUAGAUCAGACAAAAGAGAUCACGUAACCCCCAUUUUAGCCUCCCUGUGUGGGCUUUUAGUUAACUUUAGGAUUUAUUUUAAGGUUUUAAUUAUUACUAAUUUUUAGCACAACAUGGUCUAGCCCCAGCUUACUGUACAUCUGUGAACUUGUAUGCCCCUAUCUAACUGCAUGCACUCUCAGAUCGUACAACAAAACAACAAAGCUCUGCUAACAGUCCCCCGAUCAAGACCUAAAAUUAAGGAGAUUGUGCUUUCGCUGUCAGAGCCCUAAAACUCUGGAACAGUCUAGGCAUUGGCCGGUAUACGAUUCUGACGGUAUAAC
Sander lucioperca (pikeperch) is the source of this 2814-nucleotide messenger RNA. RefSeq names its product UDP-glucuronosyltransferase 2B31-like. Gene Ontology annotation, molecular function: UDP-glycosyltransferase activity. The record is from RefSeq and is a predicted model, not a curated record. The transcript has 2 exons. NCBI's taxonomy places the organism in Eukaryota, Metazoa, Chordata, Actinopteri, Perciformes, Percidae. The coding region runs from base 180 to 1760 and encodes 526 amino acids.